This is a messenger RNA of Oncorhynchus gorbuscha (pink salmon), 2403 nucleotides long. RefSeq names its product protein FRG1-like. Lineage: Eukaryota; Metazoa; Chordata; Actinopteri; Salmoniformes; Salmonidae. The record is from RefSeq and is a predicted model, not a curated record. Gene Ontology annotation, molecular function: actin filament binding. The transcript has 7 exons. The coding region runs from base 1221 to 1730 and encodes 169 amino acids. Gene Ontology annotation, cellular component: nucleolus; catalytic step 2 spliceosome; striated muscle dense body.
GUGUACCUAUGAUGAAAAUUAGAGGCCUCUCUCAUCUCUAAGUGGGAGAACUUGCACAAUUGGUGGCUGACUAAAUACUUUUUUGCCCCACUGUAUGUGAGCCUAGGGAAUUUAUUUGCUAGCCCAAUGGCCAAUGAUUGCACACAGAGGUGUGGUUUACAUUUGCAUCAGCCUGUCCUUGAAAUUGACAGACACCCCCCCCCCCCACCCCCCUUAUCUUUCCCUAAAGUUGUGAGAACCUGUGAUGGUCACAUCCUUACGGAGUGUGUUUCUCGGUAUGAUUAACUAGCUUCCUUUCAUAAAUGGCCCCUGAUCUGGCAGGACAAAGCAAUAGGGUAGAAAUCCAUCCACAACUUUUAUCCAUCACCGAGGAGAAAGAAAAGGACACGAGGGCAUGAAGCUAUAAUGGGCAGUAAUAUAUAUUGAUAAUAUGUAUUAUGUGAAUAUACAGUACUCAGCACACGCGAGUAAGCAAUUAGCCUAUUAAAAUGUUUAUCCGACUCCAUAAAGAUAAUGAAUAUAAAGAUAUACAAGCAAGCAUUAGGGCAAUAUUUUCCAAGCAUAUAGAUCCCAAGGUGAACUUGCAGGACAACGCGUGAACAAAGAAAGGCUUACUAAAGCCAGAGACCUAGAAGUCUAGGAAAGGAGAAUUGAUCAUGCAACCUUCCUCCAUGGACUGGAUACAGGACAAGAGAGAGAACAAAGGCAUUUCAUUCUAUUUAUAACAUCUGAAGGUGUAACCUUUCAACCCAAAACCAACCACCAUUGACCAAUCAAACGAUAAGUUGAGAGUGGCCGAUCUCCACGGGGUGUCACCGCAUUUAGGGUGGUGCUUAAAUUGGGGCAAUGAUUUCAAGUGGAACAUUUUCUGAAGGGGUGGGAGCCUUUAGCCGAGAGUUUCUUUUUUUUAAGGGGGUGGAGAUUUCUCUAGUCUUAUAGUAUCUGUUCUCAUACAUCUCCCCAAGAACCUAAUCGAGCAUCUGACGCAAUUACGCAAGAUUUGAGGUCUGGGUUUCAGAGAGUAGGGUUGGGUGUAGGCGAUCGCUAGCACACUGCAGCAACAUUGUGUAGCCCGAGGUUGUGUGUUAUUAAGGACCAUGAAGCAUUAGUAAAACAUGAAGGCAGUACGUCAGUACGUCUCAAGGGUAGAGGAAAUUAUGCAAAUGGCCUGUUUCUCAGAAUGACACAUCAUUAUUGUACGUUAAUAUAUUCUAGAUCAAAUGCAUUGUAUUGGCACCACUGAAACAGAUUUAUUUUUUUUCCCCAAGAUCACAACCCUGGCGAGAGAAUGUCAUGAAGGGCCAGACCCCCCCCCGGAGCAGUUCACUGCCAUCAAGCUGUCAGACUCUAGGGUAGCCCUGAAGUCUGGCUACGGGAAGUAUCUAGGGAUCACCUCAGAGGGGGUCGUGGUGGGACGUUCCGACGCCAUCGGCUCCCGCGAACAGUGGGAGCCUGUUUUCCAGGACGGAAAAAUGGCUCUCAUGGCAGCAAAUAGCUGUUUCAUCUCGUACAGUGAAUGUGGGGACAUUGAGGCCAAGGGCAAGUUGGCGGGGGAUGACGAGAUGGUUAAGAUCCGGUCAUGCGCGGAGAGGGAGGUCAAGCGAAACGACGACAUUGCCGACGAGGACAGGGGCAACGUGAAGAACUGCGAGCUCAACUACGUAAAGAAGUUCCAGAGUUUCCAGGACAGGUGGCUGAGGGUGAACGAGGAGGACACAGCAACACGCUGAAGAUGGCCCGGAAAGACGGGAAGUUCCACGAAGAGUUGUUAGACAGGAGAGCCAAGAUGAAAGCAGACCGAUACUGCAAGUGAAGAUACAAGAAUUGAUGGAUUGUCCACUCGUCUUUGAAUUUCUUAUGUUAAAAUCAAAAAGGCUCUUUUUUAAAAUUAGUUUUAUUGUUUGACUGGAAUUGAUGAAUCUGUUUUGAUGGAACUUUUUAUCAUGAAUACAUUUUAUUUGGUUAAGAGAAAGUAAAACUGUGUGAUUGUCAUUUCAAUCCCUCAACCCCUUCCCUAGCAGGCUCCUCAGAAGACUGAAUAGCUUGUUUCACUGAGUUUCCCAUCUCAGAUAAUAAACAGCAGUAGUGGUUAUGGUGAACUGGAUUGUAUUUGAGAGAUUACCCAGUGACCAAUUUCCCUGUAAAUCAUUGCUAACAUGCCUACCACCACUAUCUGUGUUUUGCCCUAAAAAACAGCAGAUCAGUAGAUCUGUUAGAUGUUUGGGACAGUCCAUUGAUCUUUGUGUAUUAGGCAAUACUGUAGGGAGAGUGGGGUAAGUUUAUUUUAUUGUUUUGCUUUCAGCAUCACUACAUCAAGGGAAAUAUAGUAUUCUUUCUAACAAAGAUAUCUACAUAUAUUUCAGGAUGUUGUGUAUCCCUGGAAAUAAUCAGAAUUCAUGUUUU